This is a messenger RNA of Chenopodium quinoa (quinoa), 3123 nucleotides long. RefSeq names its product heat shock cognate 70 kDa protein-like. Gene Ontology annotation, biological process: cellular response to unfolded protein; protein refolding. Gene Ontology annotation, cellular component: cytoplasm. Bases 1 to 3096 code for a protein of 1031 amino acids. NCBI's taxonomy places the organism in Eukaryota, Viridiplantae, Streptophyta, Magnoliopsida, Caryophyllales, Amaranthaceae. Gene Ontology annotation, molecular function: ATP hydrolysis activity; ATP binding; ATP-dependent protein folding chaperone. The record is from RefSeq and is a predicted model, not a curated record. The transcript has 4 exons.
AUGGAGUUAUGGCCGGCAAUUGGAAUUGACCUCGGGACAACAUACUCGUGUGUAGGAGUAUGGCAAGCUCAGCACGACCGUGUUGAGAUCAUCACCAAUGACUUGGGUAACCGUACGACGCCGUCUUGGGUGUCUUUCAAUCAAAACGAGCGUCUUAUUGGUGAGAGUGCUAAGAAUCAAGCGGCUAUGAAUCCAGCCAACACCAUCUUUGAUGCAAAGAGGCUUAUAGGUAGGAGAUUCAAAGAUGAAAAUGUGCAAAAAGACAUGAAGCUCUGGCCAUUCUUAGUUGUUGCUGCUCCUGAUGGUGCCAAUGACAAAAAGCCUAUGAUUUCGGUAACCUAUGAGGAUGAAGAGAGGCUAUUUGCUGCUGAGGAGAUAUCUUCUAUGAUCCUUGCAAAGAUGAAAGACAUUGCAGCAGCAUAUCUUGAUUCAGAAGUGAAGAAUGCUGUGAUCACCGUUCCUGCCUACUUCAACAAUGCUCAACGUCAGGCAACAAAAGAUGCGGGAAUCAUAGCUGGACUCAACGUCAUGUGCAUUCUUAACGAACCAACAGCUGCUGCCAUUGCUUAUGGUCUAAAAAAGAAGCUUAAUUGCAGUACUGAUGCUGAUUCAAGGAAUAUUUUGGUUUUUGAUCCUGGAGGUGGAACUUUUGAUGUGUCUAUAGUCGCGGUGAAGAAGGAUGUCUUUGAAGUCAGAGCAGUAUGCGGGGACUCCCACCUUGGUGGAGGAGACUUUGACAAUAGAAUGAUGGACCACCUUGUAACCGAGAUUAAAAUAAAGCAUGACAAGGAUAUAAGUGCAAAUCGUAGGGCUCUCGGGAGGUUGAGAGCUGCAUGUGAAAGGGCUAAGAGAAUCCUCUCUACAACUUCAGAGACUACUAUUGAUAUUGAUGGUCUCUUCGAGGGUAUGGAUUUCUCAUCAACCGUCAAUCAAGCAAGAUUUGAAAAAUUCAACAAGGAUUUGUUCAUGGAUUGUUUGGACCAUGUUGAAAAGUGUCUGAAGGAUGCAAAAUUGGAGAGGAGUGAUAUUGAUGAUGUAGUCCUUGUUGGUGGGUCUACUCGGAUCCCCAAAGUUCAGAAGUUGUUGCAGGAUUUUUUCAAAGGGAAGGAGCUCUGCAAAGGCAUUAACCCGGAUGAGGCUGUUGCGUAUGGUGCUGCUUAUCAUGCUGCCAUCUUGGCCGGUGUAGACAGUAGCAGUAAGAACACUGUUCUUGUGGAUGUUACUCCCUUAUCCCUUGAUAAUUUAUGGCCGGCAAUAGGAGUCGAUUUAGGGACAACUUACUCAUGUGUGGGAGUGUGGCAGCCACAGCAUGGUCGUGUUGAGAUCAUUCACAACCACUUAGGCAACCGUACCACGCCGUCUUGUGUAGCCUUUACCAAAGACCAGCGCCUUAUUGGUGAGAGUGCCAAGAACCAGGCUGCAUUUAACCCUACCAACACCGUCUUUGAUGCAAAGAGGCUUAUAGGUAGGAAAUUCAAUGAUAAAAUGGUACAGAAAGAUAUGAUCCACUGGCCAUUUAAAGUGGUUGCUGGCCCAGAUGCUGGCGAUUUCCAAAAGCCUAUGAUUUCAGUAACAUAUGAAGGUGAAGACAGGACAUUUGCUCCCGAGGAGAUAUCUUCUAUGGUCCUAGCGAAAAUGAAGGAGACUGCAGAGGCCUACCUAGGCUCAGAAGUGAAAUAUGCUGUGAUCACCGUUCCUGCUUACUUUAAUGAUGCUCAACGCCAGGCAACUAAAGAUGCUGGUACCAUUGCUGGGCUCAAUGUCAUGCGUAUUAUUAACGAGCCAACAGCUGCUGCCAUUGCAUAUGGUCUAGACAAGAAGAUUAAUAGCGGUUGUGUUGGGACGAAAAAGAUUUUGGUUUUUGAUCUAGGAGGUGGAACUUUUGAUGUCUCUUUAGUGGCUAUUAAGAAGGAUGUGUUUGAAGUAAAGGCAGUAAACGGGGACACCCACCUUGGUGGUGGAGACUUUGACAUUAGAAUUGUGAGCCACUUUGUCACCGAGUUUAAAAAGAAACACAAUAAAGACAUAAGUGGUAAUCCAAGGGCUCUUGAGAGGUUAAGAGCUGCUUGUGAGAGGGCAAAGAGAAACCUCUCUUCAACUACUGAGACUACUAUAGAAAUUGAUUGUCUAUUUGAAGGCAUCGAUUUUUUUUCUACCCUGAAUCGUGCACGGUUUGAUAAGAUAAAUAUGAAGUUGUUCAUGAAUUGUUUGGGCCCUGUUGAGGAGUGUUUGAAGGAUGCAAAGCUGAAGAAGGAUGAUGUGCAUGAUGUUGUUUUAGUUGGCGGGUCAACUCGGAUCCCUAAGGUGCAGACCAUGUUGCAAGAAUUUUUCAAUGGGAGAGAGCUCUGCAAAGGCAUUAAUCCUGAUGAGGCUGUUGCCUAUGGUGCUGCUUUUUUUGCUGCUGUCAUGGCCGGUGUCGAUUGCAGCAGUAAAAACACCGUGCUUGUGGAUGUUACUCCCUUAUCUCUUGGUAUUAAGGUUAAUAGUGGUGAGUUGGAAGUUGUGAUUCCUCGAAACACACCAAUACCUGCAAAGAUGGAGAAAAGGUUUACCACUAAGAAAGACAAUCAGUCGAGCGUAUAUAUAGGUGUUUACGAGGGUGAGAGACCCAUUGCAAAGGAUAACAACUUCUUGGGCAGCUUUGUACUUGAUGGCAUCCUUCCAGCACCGGCGAAUGUUCCAAUUAUAAUGGGAUCCUUGAGCAUAGAUGAGAAUGGAAUCUUGACUGUGACAGCAGAAGAUAAAAACAAUGGAAACAAGAAUCAGUUAACCAUUACCAAUCACAGUAUAAGGUUACCGGAGGAGAUUGAUAGGAUGGUGGAAGAGGCAAUAAAAUUCAAAGCUCAGGAUGAGAAGCUCAAGGAAGCAGCCAUUGCCAAGAACAACUUAGAAGUUUAUGUUGACAAGAUGACGAGCACCAUGAAAAGCUGUAGAAGAAAGAUUGGGAUAAAGAACAAGAAGCAGCUUGGUGAUGCAAUUGAGAAGACUACCCAAUGGCUAAAUUUGAAUUACCUGCUUCCGGAGGCCUGUAAGUUUGAGGAAAAAUUGAAUGAGCUUGAGAGAAUUUGUGAGCCUAUCUUGGAAAAGAUGUUGUGAAAGGCAGUAACAUUGCCUAGAUUCAGU